GGGAGAGGAGACGACACAACGAGUAAACGUUCGUAGGAGCAAAAAAAAGCCGCGGAUGAUAUUCAACGGGGUGGGGCUUUACUCUCCAGGCCGGGAAUAUAUAAAUCGCAGGCAGGGCUGAAAUUCAAGUUAGUGUGGAUACGAUCUGAGACUAUCGGCAACCUGCGGGGACAAACGAUGCGGGGUUUAUCGUUCGCGAUUUUCUUCGCGGUGGUGGUUGGAACGGCAGUAUCAAAACCAUUAUGGUCGACUUUAGCCGGCACCAACCAUCUGUAUUCCACGCCCGGAAUCGGCGCACAGCCGCAAUAUCUCGCCGCGUAUCAAAAUACGCAUUCUCCUUAUUACGUUUACAAUGUUUAUUCGAAUGUGGGAGGCAUACCGAACGCUCUUCACGUUAGCGGCAACCAGAACGUCCCUGUUUAUAGCUUCUACUAUGGAACGCCGAUUUACGAUAUCCGGAUUCCACUAAAUCCGGUUUAUCCCGUGCUGACACCAUCGCAUCCAGGAAUUCCUCCGGUACUCCCGCCGACAUCGACAGAACAAUCUUUCGACGAAGACGAUUACGACGGUAUCGAGAAGUUAGAUACGAAAGUCGAACCGGACGCAGAGACAAAAAAACCGGAACAUAGCGAACAGGAUGACGAUUCCAUAACUGUGGAAGCAAUAUGAGCUAAUUUUCCUCGUUACGUGCACAAUAUACCAUACAGACGUGGAAAGUUAAUUAUAGUACGAUAAACGUUCGCUUCUUUAGUGUUAGUUUUAUAUUUAUAUUAUGUUACAUUAUAUCCAAAAUGCGUUAAACGAUUCUUUUUGAUAAAAUUUUUAUUAAAAGAGAAGAAUAAUGCACCGUUACAUUUCGUACGUGGAGAAUAAGGUAUGAUAUUUGUAAUAAAAAUUAAGAUUUUGA
Molecule: messenger RNA, 907 nt
Organism: Temnothorax curvispinosus
Lineage: Eukaryota; Metazoa; Arthropoda; Insecta; Hymenoptera; Formicidae
Exons: 4
Coding region: 178-669 (163 amino acids)
Source: RefSeq, a predicted model, not a curated record